AUGGCCCUCGCGUCUUCUCAUACAGUGAUUGGGACACCGUUCUCGACCUUCACCCGCACCAUUACUCUUGGGCUAGAGUACAAAGGCAUAUCUUAUGUUCAGAAGGCUGCCAUCCCUCAAAGUGCGCUCGCAGUUGAGAACCACCCAUUGGGCUACCUUCCGACUCUUGUUAUACACGGCGCCAACAACAAUCAAGGUGACAUGAAGCUCCGUGAAAGCCAGGCAAUUGCGAGAUACAUCGACCGCAUCUCCCCUGUUCCGUCGCUUCAACUUCAGUCGGGCGUCGACCUACCUGUGGAAGAGAAGGUAUGGGAGCUUGUCAGCAUCGUCGCUUCUUUCGGGUUCCCCGCCGUCGAGGUCGGAGUUGUAAAGCCCCGCGUGAAGGUGGCGGACGAAGGCAAUCUAUCCGAACCGGAAAUACAAGCCCAUAUCAAGGAUGGAAUCCAACAGCUCAAGCGAUUUCUCUCAGUUGUGGAAUCCUUGAUGCAGUCCGAAGGCUACGCAUUCGGGGAAAAGCUCACCUGGGCAGAUUUUUUCCUCUAUCCUCUGCUUUCUGAUCUAAGGGCCGUACCAGAGUGGGCAGUCGUGGGGGAAAGACUUCAAGCUUGGAUGAAGUUGAUGGACAAAUUGCCGGCGGUAAAGGCAACAGAGACCGGGACGUUAUCCGUAGGUGCAAGGCCUUGA
Messenger RNA from Cyclocybe aegerita, 684 nucleotides. The record is from the annotation of a GenBank genome assembly. Lineage: Eukaryota; Fungi; Basidiomycota; Agaricomycetes; Agaricales; Hemipholiotaceae.